Messenger RNA from Syzygium oleosum, 1646 nucleotides. RefSeq names its product GTP 3',8-cyclase, mitochondrial. Gene Ontology annotation, molecular function: metal ion binding; 4 iron, 4 sulfur cluster binding; GTP 3',8'-cyclase activity. Gene Ontology annotation, biological process: Mo-molybdopterin cofactor biosynthetic process. The transcript has 8 exons. Lineage: Eukaryota; Viridiplantae; Streptophyta; Magnoliopsida; Myrtales; Myrtaceae. The coding region runs from base 171 to 1340 and encodes 389 amino acids. The record is from RefSeq and is a predicted model, not a curated record.
UACGAUAGAAAAUCCAGGCUGUGCUGGGCGACUGUCCCCAGCACCACCCAAGAGCCGCCAGCCGUAUAGAGAGAAUCUCCCACAAGGUCGGUCAAGCCAUUUGCCGUCCGUCCAUCCUCUCUCUCUCUCCCACAAGGUCGCCGGCUGGUCGUUGCUGGGGGGGGCGCGGGAUGGUGCUCUUCUCCAAGAGCGUGUCGGCUCUCCGCGGCUUGCGUUCUUCCGCUGUUGGCUACGAGGUUGGUUCAUACUUGGUGAGAAGUUGUAAGACGGGAGGUUCAUUGGAUCAUUACGGCACGUCAAUGUAUACAACCUGUGCUAAGCUGUGCGAGGAUCCUUCCAAAGAGAGCUCUCCUUCUGAUAUGUUGAUCGAUUCUUUCGGAAGGCUCCACACUUACUUGAGGAUCUCCUUAACGGAGCGUUGCAAUCUGAGGUGUCAAUACUGUAUGCCAGCAGAAGGGGUAGAACUUACUCCGAGCUCUCAGCUUCUUUCGCCGAAUGAGAUCGUCAGUUUAGCAAAUCUGUUUGUUACCUCCGGUGUCAACAAGAUUCGAUUGACUGGGGGAGAGCCGACCAUCAGGAAAGAUAUCGAAGACAUAUGCUUGCAGUUGUCUAGUCUUAAAGGGUUAAAGACACUAGCCAUGACAACCAAUGGAAUCACUCUUGCCAGGAAACUUCCCAAGCUUAAAGAGUUUGGCCUUAAUUCUAUCAAUAUCAGCUUAGAUACGUUGGUGCCGGCCAAAUUUGAAUUCUUGACCAGACGCAAGGGGCAUGAGAAGGUCUUGGAAUCUAUCAAUGCUGCUAUUGAUCUUGGCUACAAUCCUGUGAAAGUGAACUGUGUUGUUAUGCGUGGCGUCAAUGAUGAUGAGAUAUGUGAUUUUGUGGAGUUGACUCGAAGUAGACCAAUUAAUGUGCGAUUUAUUGAGUUCAUGCCUUUCGAUGGAAACGUUUGGAAUGUGAAGAAACUAGUGCCAUACUAUGAAAUGCUAGAUAAAGUGGUUGUGAAAUAUCAAGGCCUUCAGAGAAUUCAGGAUCACCCUUCAGAAACAGCCAAGAAUUACAGGAUAGAUGGGCAUCACGGUACGGUUUCUUUCAUCACGUCAAUGACUGAGCAUUUUUGUGCUGGUUGCAAUAGAUUGCGACUUUUAGCUGACGGGAACUUCAAAGUAUGCUUAUUUGGGCCCUCAGAGGUUAGCUUAAGAGAUCCCCUUCGUGCCGGUGCUGAGGAAGACGAGCUCAGGGAAAUAAUUAGUUCAGCGGUCAAAAGAAAGAAAGCUGCGCAUGCUGGAAUGUUUGACAUUGCGAAGACUGCGAAUAGGCCGAUGGUACAUAUAGGUGGCUAAGAAAUGAUUCCUCAAAUUCUGAACUUAAUUUUCUGGAGCAAGCAAAGAAGGAUGCCAAGAAAUUGCACACAGCCUGGAGAAUGCCAGACAACAGCAUGGCAUGCAAUAUCUUUUUGUGGAUAUAUCUUUUAUAGAUGCCGUGUAAGCAUGCGAUGCAUACCUCUGUUUUGCCAAAUGAUUCAUUGACCAUACUUUAGAAAAAGCUCUUUUGUGAGCUUUACUUUUGUUGCAUUACAGAUAGAAUCAAAGUUGUCACACCUAUGUUCUUGCUAAUGUAAAAAAGGUGGUACGAAAUCCGAGCAUCAA